This is a messenger RNA of Linum tenue, 395 nucleotides long. Lineage: Eukaryota; Viridiplantae; Streptophyta; Magnoliopsida; Malpighiales; Linaceae. The record is from the annotation of a GenBank genome assembly.
UAUGGAUGUCGAACAUCUUCCUUUUUAACAAUGGUUCUCCCAAGAUCUCUGAUGUGAUCGUGCAUCCAAAAUCGGUUGUUUUUCUCGAGUUUCAUCAAAGAUCUAUGAAUAAGAGUGUCGAUUUCACUUUCUGGAUAAAAAUCGCACCCACUCCACAUGUAGUAAGGUAAAUCUUUCGGGUGACCAAUAAAAAAACAUGCGAUGUCAAGAAAGAUUUGUUUUUCAUUGUGCGACAAGUCAUUGUAGCUAAUCUUCAAUCUCUCUUGCAACACAUUUUCAGUAGUAGAAGCAAUGCCUCUAUAUUCUUUCAACUUUUCUUCCCAAAAUUCCCUCCCUCUAUGAAACAAAAGUGACCCUAUCACCUUGAUAGCUAAAGGAAGUCCAGAAGCAACUUC